Molecule: messenger RNA, 1281 nt
Organism: Syzygium oleosum
Lineage: Eukaryota; Viridiplantae; Streptophyta; Magnoliopsida; Myrtales; Myrtaceae
Exons: 1
Coding region: 444-899 (151 amino acids)
Source: RefSeq, a predicted model, not a curated record
UCUCUCUCUUCCCCUUCCUCGCCCUCUCCCUCUCCCUCUCCCUCUCCCUCUCUCCGCCCUCGCCCGCCGCAACAACCGCCGGACCACCGCCGCGGCACCUCCGAUCAUCGAUCCGCCGCCGUCUUCCUCCGACCCUGCAAAUCUGCACCUCCUUCUCAAGAUCCUAUCUUCCUUUCUCUGACCUUCGCUCCCCUCUCUCUCUCUCUCUCUCCGUCUCUCUCCAUCUUAUCUCCAUUUUGUUUUUGUAUUUUUAAAUUCCCAUCUCUCUCUGUGUCUGAGCAUUUUGGUAAAAUUCGACGUCGUUUUCAACGCACUUCGCACGUAUUCUCUCCGCUCCGUUAAAACCCCGAUCUGGCGCUUUUGCCCUCGGCGCCCGCGGGGGAAUUGACGUGACCGCCCCUGCCUCUCCUGGGACACGUGGCGCCCAUCCCCAUGCGGGCGAGAUGAGCUACCACGCCCGCACGAUCCUGUCACCUGGAGCGUCGAGGAAACGCAAGGAGAGAGAGUCGUUUUACGCCAGCGCCGCGGCUACUACUACUGCUAAUAAGCCGGCUGCCAGGCCGGCUCCGGCUCAGGUCCAAGCCGCGGCUAAGGAGGGCCCCGCCGCCGAGCCGCCAGCCGCCAUGUCCGACAACCGGCUCCUGGCGGGGUACAUGGCCCACGAGUUCCUGACGAUGGGGACGCUGCUCGGCUCGAGGCCCGAGGCGGCGGCGGCGGCGGCGGCUCGGGACGAGGAGCCGCCGCCGAAGCAGCAGCAGCCGCCGCCGCAGGGGGUGGAGGAGGUGGGGAAGAAGCCGAGCGGGAGCUACGGCGAGGUGGCGAGCAUCCUGAAGGCCGACGGGGUCCACGUCCCGGGGAUCCUGAACCCCUCCCACCUGGCACGGUGGAUCCAGAUGUGACGUGGCCGCCCGCCAUUGGCCCGGGCGGAGCCCGGCUGCAGGGGAGCGCGAGAAGCACCCGAUCCGGACGUCAUCCAGAGACAGACGGUGAGUCUCUCCCUCUCUCUCUCUCUACCUCUUACUUAGACAACACCGGAACUGUAGCACCACCUCGACGACGACGACGGCGCGCCUCUCUCUCUCUCUCUCUCUCUCCUCUCUUGUCUUUUUCUCUCUCUAAGAGCCCUGCAAAGUGUCAACGACGAGCCUGCAAAUCGCCGCCGCCGCCGCGACGACGACGCAUCAUCGGCGUGCUCGAGAGAAGAGGGAGAUGGAUGGUUCCGUUUUCGAUGUAGAGAAUCACAUGAAUUCGCGAAUAUGAUGCGGUUUUCUUUUGUCCUCC